Molecule: messenger RNA, 1377 nt
Organism: Penicillium argentinense
Lineage: Eukaryota; Fungi; Ascomycota; Eurotiomycetes; Eurotiales; Aspergillaceae
Product: FAD-binding oxidoreductase
Exons: 3
Coding region: 1-1377 (458 amino acids)
Molecular function (GO): oxidoreductase activity; FAD binding
Source: RefSeq, a predicted model, not a curated record
AUGCACAUCGUCUGGAAAGACUCGGUCGAUGCCGCGACAUACGAGGAGGCCCGCGUCGGCCGCGUCUUUAAUCAUCGUCGCCCUGAACGGUUCCCGCUGGCCAUUGUCAAGGCCACCUGCGAAGCAGACAUCGUCGCGACCGUCAAGCUGGCGGCCGAGCGAGGCUGUCGCGUGGCCGUUCGGUCCGGUGGUCACUCUUGGGCCGCCUGGAGUGUUCGCGAUGCCUCCAUCCUGAUCGAUUUGGGCAGCUACAAGACGCUGGAGGUGGAUGCCGAGCGCCGGACAGCGUGUGCCUCGCCUAGCAUGACCGGCCGGGAGCUCAACACGGUCUUGAUUCGCGAUCAUCAGCUAAUGUUCCCCGGCGGGCAUUGUCCCGAUGUCGGGCUGGGUGGAUUCCUCUUGCAAGGUGGCAUGGGGUGGAAUUGUCGGAACUGGGGCUGGGCCUGUGAACGAGUCCUUGCCGUCGAUGUCGUCACGGCAGAGGGCCAACUACUUCACUGCAACUCCUCGCAGAAUGCCGAUCUUUAUUGGGCUGCUCGUGGGGCUGGUCCAGGCUUUCCGGGCGUCGUCACCAAAUUUCAUCUCAGCCUCAACCCAUAUCCCAAACGAGGCUUUCGAUCCUCGGGCUACCUUUACCCGGUCAGUCUCUAUCGCCAGGCGUUUCAGUGGAUCCUGUCGAUCUCCCCCACGUUCGAUUACGACACCGAGAUUGCCAUGAUUUCACAUUACCCGGAGGGCGAGAAUGAGAUCCAGAUUUUCAUCCUCUUGGUCACCAUGAAAGCCGAAGUCGAGGAGGCCGAGAAGGCUCUACGACCUGCCCAGGAGACUCGGCCGGUCGGGACCGUGAGCGAGUGGUUCUGCCAGGAGGACAGCCUUGACAACCAAUACAACAAGCAAGCCAAUGCCAAUCCAGAGCAGCAUCGCUACUGCACCGACAAUGCCUACAUUGAGAAUGAUGCGGACGUCCCAGCCGUCUUGGAGGAGGCAUUUACUACGCUCCCUCAUCGCAAGGCGUUCACUCUGUGGUAUGCGAUGAACCCUUGCAGCCGUCGCAAAUUACCCGACAUGGCCCUCAGCUUACAAUCGGACCACUAUUUCGCAUUGUAUACUGUCUGGGAAAAAGAAGAGGACGAUCAUCGCUGUCGGGCGUGGGUACAUAAAGUGAUGAAGAGCGUGGAACGACAUUCGAUUGGAGCAUACCUGGGAGAUUCGGACUUUCAGGUUCGGCGAACAAAGUUUUGGGCUGACGACAAUGCACGGCGUUUGACGGAGGUCCGGCGCAGGUGGGAUCCCCUGGGACGCAUUUGCGGGUAUUUGGACGCGGGGGAUCUGUCUGGCACGCGUGGACUCGACAACGCCCAUGAGUGGAAAUUGUGA